Messenger RNA from Prorocentrum cordatum, 2187 nucleotides. The record is from the annotation of a GenBank genome assembly. Lineage: Eukaryota; Dinophyceae; Prorocentrales; Prorocentraceae.
GGCGUCGGUAACGGCGGCGCUCGACGUUCACAUACGCUUCAGCUCAUCAGCUAAUCGCAACAACAUGUUCUAACAUCCCCCCUCGGCCGACAUGGCCAACAGAAGCGGCAUGGGAGAAGAAAACAACAAGCGAACUGGAUACGAGCUAGCGACGAAAGUUCAAGCAGACAGCGGCCGAGUCUCCAACCCAGCAAUUGAGGAUGGCGCGAAGUCAAAAUCAUGCUUAACCGCACUGCCAAAAAGCGAGUGAGGCUUGAGCGAACAAGCACAAUGGGUUCCUCACGCGCGAUACAUUGUUUCAAAUGUCGUGUCAUGCGAAUGCACGCAGGGUGUAUAACAUCUUCAACAGUGAAGUCGGCAAACGGGCAGAAGAAACAGAAAAAGAAACAUUAUCGAGCGCGGUGGUGGAGCGGCCACCCCUGGCGUGGACCUGCUGCCAGGUGCUGUCGAAGCGGAAACUAGAUACCGCUAGGUCUCGUGAGCUGGGUCGUUCAUGACAUCCGAGUGGUAAGCCUCGUCGUGCGCACCCGUCAUCGUUCUCCUUAACCGCCUUGAUGCUUGUCCACCACGCUGUCGAAAAGCCCUAUCGCUUCUCAAAACGCACUUCUGCUUAGUGCAACUGUUUGCAGCAGUGCGUCCCAUGGGGGAGGGACUCCACCUGCUCGAAACAGGCGCCAAAAGCCGCCAAGAUCUACUCCAGGGCGUGGCGCUGACGAUGGCAAUUGUGACGGUCAUGGUGAUGUGGAUCAUGACGAUGCCAUCUCCCCGCCUGAAACAUUUGUUUUGGUUUUCCCCCCCGGACGCUCCGGAACCCUCUGACUGCCUCGAGGCCAAACCGCCCCCCACAAACAUCUGAGAAUCCGCCACCCCGCACGGGGUAAUGAGCGAAGGCGAGAGCACCAUAGAUGAGGCACUAGAUAGACCCCGAGGAGGACCACGAGCGCACCGAAGAAGCAGAGAACCGCGGCGAUCAUGAGCCUCAAGAGGAACCGUCAAUGAUCACCCAAGACUCUGUGCCGGACGAAGAAGAACGCUAUGAUCAAAAAUGAAGGCCACCAACGCGAGUAAGUAAGAGAAGAGCAUAGCGACCAUGAGCCUCGCAAGUAUCCGUCAAUGAUCACAAGCACGACCACUUCACAUACCGAACGGUGAUCGAAAAAUGAUGCAGUCAUUUCACCACAAGACAUGGCCAAGAACAUGAGCCUCCAAGAGUAUCCGUCAAUGUAAACAGCCAAUAAACAGUAAUAAAGAGCUCCAAAGUUGAACGACAACUUGAAUGACAACACAAGGACUAUGAGAAACGAGAGCCAGGCCAGUCACCGCCGCAGCGCCUCCGGCGCGCCUCCACCUCAGCGGAGGGAUAUGCCAUCGACGGUGCCAAGUGACCCGCAGCCAGGCCUCGACGAAAAAACCUCAUGCCUGAAUACGAGGAAGCUGCGCCCUCGCCAAACAAUCUAACAUGCAAUGUGGCCGGGCCACCCAAAAAAUAUCAUGCACGAGGCCGGUGGUCAAGCGGAUGCCGUAGCGCAGGCAAGCCCCGUUGAGGAGGUGGAGAGCUGCGCUGAGCCCGAGGAGGCGAUGAGCGCUUCCAACUUGUCCGCAGCAGCUGCGUGGGCGGCCCCUUGAGCGAUGAGCUUCCGGUCCCUGCGGGCCCCCCCUCGCGCCUGAAGGCGCUUGGCCUCCUGGUCCAGCCUCGGAACGAUCUCCUGCAUGCUGAGCCUGUCCACCUCGUUCCAUCUGCGCACCUUGAACAGCACAGACAUGUACUCCGUGCUGAACUGGGUCAUAGCCGGAGUCGGCCCCGCCGGGCCCGCCCGCGCAGCGGUGAAACUGACGGGCUUGGAUCUGCCAUCCUGUCCCCUCGCGGGGCCGAGCCCGCAGCUGGGUUGGGCGUCGGCGGGGGGGCCGGGCUGGCAGCCAGGCCGGGCGGCGGGCUGGGCGCCUCCAGGGGCGCCGGGCUGGCAGCCAGGCUGGGCGCCGGCCGCGCUGCUCGGCAGGGCGCCGGCGAGGGAGGCGUGUUGGUAGCCAGGCAGGGCGGGCUGGGCGCCGCCAGGGGCGCCGGGCUGGGCGCCUCCAGGGGCGCCUGGCUGGCAGCCAGGCAGGGCGCCGGCCGCGCCGCUAGGCAAGGCCCGCUAUCGCCCGCGAGCAAAAAACGCUCUCCCAUUGUGGAUCGAGCACGACACUGCU